AAUGUCUCUUAUACACAGGCCAUACACUUACAACAAAGAUUUAAUUUUUGAGACGUUCCUUUUAUGAGUUUCAGUAUUUCAUUUUUCAUGUUAAGACAAAAAGUGUUUCAAUGGUUUUGUCGUUUUUAGAUAAUACGGAUUCGUAGACACAUCUAAAAUUUAAGUGGUGCGCUCUACUACAAGUACAAGAACGAACUUUUUGACUUGCUUAAGUUCCGGGAAGAAGAAGUUCUGAACAAUGCUCGUUGUGAUCAUUCUUGUAGCUAGUGGGAUUUUCAAUUCCGCAUUUUCUCGCCCGUCUUGUCAAAGUGCUUUUGAUUAUGAGCGUCACGUGCUAAGAAAACUAGUCGAGUUUAUGGAUGCAAUAUCCACUACUAAAGAUGGCAUUGAAGGUACAGAGUCUAGUGAUACAACGUGUCCAGAUAUGUGGGUGCCUUUCCAAGGAUCAUGUUACCUCUUCGCAAAUCAAAGUGUUAUUUAUUCGGAAGCAGAGCGAUUUUGCCAACAACACGAAUCCCACUUGGUGCACGUGGACAAUGUACAUGAAAACAAUUUUCUUCAAGACAUGAUGCGCUAUCACUUGAGAGGUAACUUUUACCAUUGUGAAUACUGUUAUUAUAAUGAGCCGGAGGUAAUAAAAAUCAGACUAUAAGGACAUUUCUCUUGA
This is a messenger RNA of Mercenaria mercenaria, 667 nucleotides long. Its product is annotated as asialoglycoprotein receptor 1-like. Lineage: Eukaryota; Metazoa; Mollusca; Bivalvia; Venerida; Veneridae. The record is from RefSeq and is a predicted model, not a curated record. The transcript is spliced from 3 exons. The coding region runs from base 239 to 652 and encodes 137 amino acids.